Molecule: messenger RNA, 3277 nt
Organism: Xenopus laevis (African clawed frog)
Lineage: Eukaryota; Metazoa; Chordata; Amphibia; Anura; Pipidae
Gene: ppp1r21.S
Product: protein phosphatase 1 regulatory subunit 21-like
Exons: 22
Coding region: 357-2648 (763 amino acids)
Cellular component (GO): membrane; early endosome
Source: RefSeq, a predicted model, not a curated record
GAAGAUAGGUUUAUUUUUUAGGCAGCGUACCAGUUACGUGUUUUACUUUUUUUUUGACUUUACAUAACCUUUAAAUUUAAAUGUGAACUGCCACUUUAAGAAAACGGCCUCCUUACUUUUUCCAGACUUUGACCAUCCCAAGACACUGCAGGUUAAUGUUUCUCUCUUAAGGCAUCUCUGGCUGAGUGCAGCUCAUGAGUUAGUCAUUUGCACGGUCGCUCUGAUUGUCCAGUCUGUAGCUUGGUCUUUAGUCAGCUCCAAAGCCCAGACUGGCACAUAUCGCCUCCUUUUAGUUACCUGAGUUGAGAUUUUUUUUUUUUUGCCAACACCUAAUUGCAGUGCCUGUGGAAGAAACAAUGAAUGCAUUGCUGCGAGCCCAGAAUCAGGCGCUGAAGAGGGCAGUUGUGGAUGAGCAGGCCAACGGCACAGCACUAAAGGAGCAGCUGAAAAUGAAGGAUCAGUCCCUGAGGAAACAGCAGCAAGAGAUGAACAGUCUGACGUUUAGAAACCAACAACUGGCCAAGAGGGUGGAGUUGCUGCAGGAGGAGCUCUCGCUAAUGGAUGUUAAGGGCAAGAAAACCAAGAAGAACAUGGAUGCCUCGCAGCAGAGCCAGGAACAGAAAAGUGGGUUUGAUGAAGACCUUCAGAAGAAGAUAGAGGAGAACGAGCGCUUGCACAUACAAUUUUAUGAGGCCAGCGAGAAGCACAGGCUGGUGGAGUCUGAGCUGAGAAGCAGGUUGCGAGAGCUGGAGAUGAACACAGAACAACAUCAGGCCGUGGUGGAUGGGCUGACCCAGAAAUACAUGGAAACAAUUGAAAAACUGCAGGGUGACAAAGCAAAGAUGGAGGUGAAGUGUCAGGCUCUUGAGAGGGAAAGCAAGGAGUGCAAGCAGAGGACAGAAGACUGCCAGAACCAGCUGAAGACACUUCAUAUAGAUCUGAGCAGCCGAUUGGACGUCUCCUUAGGCAAUGGCAUCAUCAAUGAAAAAGUGCCCUUUAAUGAUACAAGAACAAGCCAGUUGAAUGCCCUGAAUGUACCCUUGCAUAACAAAAGACAUCAGCUGAAAGCACGGGAAUUCGCAAAUCAGGGUCUGUCUUUUGUCCGAGAUCUGGUUACUUCUCUACUGAACUUUCACACAUUCACAGAACAGAGGGUCCAGAUCUUUCCUGUAGACUCUGCCAUUGAUGUCAUCUCCUCAUUGAAUAAGAAGUUUUCCGAAUACCUUCACGAAAAUGCCUCUUAUGUGCGUCCUCUUGAGGAAGGAAUGUUGCAGUUGUUUGAGAGCAUCACUGAGGAUACGGUUACAGUGCUGGAAACUGCAGUUAAACUGAAAAUAUUGUCAGAGCAUUUUGCAGCUUAUGUCUGUUUCCUGCAAAAGAUUCUCCCCUAUCAGUUAAAAAGUUUGGAAGAGGAAUCCGAGUUUUCCAGUGGCACGACGGCUUUGUGGGCAAGAAAUCAAGAAGUGCACAAGGACAUGCAGAGAAUAACAGCAGUGUUUGGGAAGCUGAAGACCUAUAUUACUCUGCUUGCCUUACCAAGCACCAAACCAGGAGGGCUGCUGAGAACCAACUACGGGACCAUACUGACACAGAUAUCCGAGGCUCUCCAUAGACUUCAUGAUAUUACAAAAGAGCUCUCUAAACACUAUAAUAAUAAAGCUGCUCUGGAACAGGAGUUGCCAGCAGCCACCGAUAAGCUGAAAACCACGAAUGAUUGCAUCUUGUCUUCUCUGGCGGCUUUAUCCAAUGUGACAAACAAGAUUGCAACCUUCUUCAGCAACAACCUGGACUUCUUCAUUUCCUCACUGAGUUAUGGACCAAAAGGGGGCCUGGGGUUCACAAACCCUCUAUCAGCUGAAAUGAUGCUUGCAUAUAAAAAGAAAGCGUCCCAGUACAUAAACAGUUUAAAGAAGCCCUGCCCAGCUUCAGUGCCUUAUGGAGAGGCUCUAGUGAAUCGCAGCGUCCUUCUGAGUUCUACAGAAAGCAGGGAAGGUCUAGCACAACAGGUGCAGCAAAGCCUGGAGAAGAUGGGCGAGCUGGAGCAGGAGAAAGAGCACUGGAUGCUGGAGGCGCAACUGUCCAAGGUUAAACUGGAGAAAGAGACUCGCAGAAUCGCUGCUCUCAUAAAGAAUACAGAGAAUGGGCAGCUGCCGGAGGUGCCACAUGAUGAUGCCUUCUUAUUAAAUGCAGGGGAGCUUGGGAAGGGAAACUCAACAGAGACCACAAGCAACAGCUUGAUUGGAAUGCUAACUGUCACUACAGAAGAUCUACAGGCUCCAGAUCAGGACUCCAGAGAAGAACUGAUCAAAAAUCAUUACAUGACCAGAAUAGCAGAGCUCACAACACGCUUACAACAGGCAGACAGCAAAGCAGUUCAUUUGUAUGCGGAGUGUCGGGCGCUUGCUAAGCGGUUAGCAUUGGCAGACAAAUCCAAUAGGAGCCUAACGGAAGAGACCAUAUCUUCAGUUCAGAGCAUCAGCAAGUUACAGGAUGAAUUAAUUACAACUAAGAGGAGCUACGGAGAUCAGCUGAGCAUGAUGAGUGACCACCUCUGUAUUAUGAAUGAAACAUUGUCAAAGCAACGAGAAGAGAUCGACACUUUAAAGAUGGCUAACAAGGGAAAUUCUAAGAAGAACAAGAUGCGAUAGUUGAGACAAGUGGCUGCGCUUUAGAAGAAUUUGCUGCUGUACAGGUUGCAGGGCGGCCUUUGCUAGUCUCUACGAGAAUGUUUGGUGUCAGUUUAGCUUUGUGAAAGUGACUACAGAGUAUCUGCCUUUCUAGGUAGGGCAAAGGGUAUAACUCUUUUUGUUGCUAAUUCAAAGCAAUCCCUGAAGGCACCUGUCAGUGACGUCCAUUUGAAAGUUGGAAAGAGAAGAAAAAGGCAAAUAUUUAUAAAAAAAAAUACAAAAUAAAUAAUGAAAACCAAUGUAAAGGUUGAUUAGAAUUGGUCAUUCUAUUACAUAUUAAAAGUUUACUUAAAGGUGAGAACUACCCCUUUCAUUUUACCGUAAUUUGUUUCUACAUAUAUAGCUUUAAAGGAGUGGUUCACCUUGAAGGUAACUUUUAGUAUGUUAUAGAACGGUCAAUUCUAAGCAACUACUUUUUAUAGUUUUUUAAUUGUUUGCGUUUUUCAUAUGACUCUUGGCAGCUUUUAAAAUGGGCGUCGCUGACCCCUUCUAAAAAUCAAAUGCUCUCUAAGGCUACAAAUUUAUUGUUAUUGCUAAUUUUUAUUACUCUUUCCAGUGCAUGGUUGCUAGGGUAAUUUGGACCCUAGCUA